GUUAAUUCACUUGUGCUGACAUUUUUAAUACUCAUAUUGCAAAAGUGAAUGUUAGAAGUGUGGGAACUCAGGAGGAUAAUACUCUCAUUAUCGCUGUUUCUUAAGGGGUCUUUUAGAGUAGUUAGUAAUUAAAGAAAAAAGAAAAUAGAUAUAUUAAAUUAAGAGGAGGAAGAAAGUUUCUUAUUGGACACGUGUUGUUGAUAGGAGAAGGAAACAUCUCCUCUCUCUCUCUCUAUAUAUAUCAAAUCCCUGAAACAAGCACUUGAUCUCAUUCUCUUCUCUUCUCUUCUCCAAUCCUCGAUUUAUUUUCAGGGAUUGUAUCUUUCUUACAGAUUCUUCCUCUGUCGGCACACGAUUCAUGGCUGCGUUAUUUCAUUACUGACCAAGGAGUGUUGCUGGAUUUGGUUCUAACCAAAGCGCUCAGCCGAGAAGACACCAAUGGCCAUCGCUAAGUCGAAAAAAUGUUAUCUUCCUUUCUCGGCCACACACAAGAAGAAGGGCAUGUUUCGAUGCAAAAUUAUCAACAACCUUCUUCGGACUAACCAAUCUUCUCUAGUAUAAUGAUAUGUGGACACUCGCUCUGUUUUGCAAGGAAUGUCUUGUGAUAAUAAAAACGAAGAUGAAGUGAUUGAUGGCAAGAGAAAACAUCUGAAACCUCAAACGAAGAUGAAGCUCUGAGGUUGCUUCCUGAAGCGUUUGGGAGAGGAUACAAGGGUUGUUUGUUCUUCAUCUCUCCAACAAUCAGCUCCAGGGUUUAGGGAUUAUGGAAAUUAGUUCGACGCUAAACCCCAACUCACCUCACCUCUCUUCGUCCCUGCAGCUGUUAAGUGACGACCUCCACUUGGUACCAUGACUACUGGAUCAGCCAGCACCAAGGAGCUGAUGGUUUCAUUUGAUGUAGCUGAUCUUCUUCCACAAUCAUUUGAUGUCGAUGACAUGGAAGAUGUCUUCAAAGCUGAGUUUGAUCAUCAAGGAUACCGUUGGACAACAAAUGUAUCAAGCACCUUCCGACUUUGGGCCUACUGAUGUCUUUCUCCGUUCCUUCCUUUCAAACGAACGAUGACUUCUGAAUCUGUAUCUCUUCUUCUCAGAGUAUUCCUCUCUCUUUCUCGCUCUGUUUUUCUGUUUCUUUAAUACCGUCUCUAAACGCUUCUUCUCAGAGUACAUGAAAGGUAUGGAUAGGAGGAGUGAAGAUGCAGGUUCCCUUGCAGAUUCCAUCAAAGCAAAGCUGGAAUCUCUGUCUCCGCUUUCAAACAAGUGUUGUAUCUACAAGGUACCCAAUAAGCUCCGAAGGCUCAACCCUGAUGCAUAUUCACCUCGGGUUAUGUCUAUUGGUCCGUUUCAUCACGGUAAAGAAGAGCUCCAAGCCAUGGAAGAGCACAAAUACAGGUACUUGCAGAGCUUUCUCACUAGAACAAGCUUUAGUUUAGAGCAACUUGUUGGAGUUGCAAGGACGUGGGAAGCGAAGGCUAGGAGCUGUUACGCAGAAGAUGUGGAACUUAACAGCGACGAGUUUGUGAAAAUGUUAGUUGUGGAUGGGAGCUUCUUGGUUGAAUUUUUUCUGAGAUUUCGUAAUCGUCGGCUCGUAAGCGAGAACGAUCGCAUAUAUGGGAAGCCAUGGAUGGUUUACGACGUGUAUCGUGACAUGGUUUUGAUAGAAAACCAGUUACCCUUUUUUGUGGUGAAGAGCUUGUUUGAUAUCUUGUCUUCUGACUACCAACAAGGAACAGAUUCAGUCAUACAGAAAAUUCAUCACUUCUUCAGGUGUUUCUUGAGAAACAUUGAUGAUGCAAAUUUAAAACCAGAGCCAGAUCAUCUCGUUGAUGUUUUGAGGUCUCUUUAUCUGCCAGAGGUUCCAAUGGAAGUGGAAGAAACCACAACAUUUAAGGUCUUCAAUGCACCGGAAGCAACCGAGCUUCUCAAUGCUGGUGUUAAGUUAAAGCCAGCAGAGACCAGUAGUUGUUUACUUGAUCUUAAAUUUGCUGAUGGAGUGCUGGAGAUUCCUACUAUCAGCAUCAAUGAUUUUACAGAACCCAUCUACAGAAACAUCAUUGUGUUCGAACAAUGCCAUUGCUCAGAUAAGAUCUUCACCGAGUACAUCAGACUGCUCAGUUUUUUCAUCGGAUCCCCUGUAGGUGCAGACAUACUCAUCCGCAGUGAGAUCUUUGUGAACGAUCUUGGAAUCGCAGAAGAUGUUUCAAAGUUGUUCAAUAGCAUGUGCCAAGAGGUUGUCUAUGGUGAAGAACUUCACUUUCAGAGCCUCUCUGAGAACCUACACGCUUACUGCAACACACCACGGAACAGGUGGAAGGCGGUUCUGAGACGUGACUAUUUCCAAAAUCCUUGGUCUGUUGCUUCUGUUUUGGCUGCUGUGCUUCUCCUCAUCCUCACUUUCAUUCAAGCUAUAUGCUCUAUCUUGGCCCUGUGAGUGUUACCACAGGUACUUGCAUCUUCUGGGAUAUCAUUUUGGUUCCCAAACUCAAUAAAUAAUAUUCUUAUGGAAUGUAAUAAAUAUUUGUAUUAUCAGAACAGACAGCAGUCAUGUCCUGACAUGACUUUGUACUGAGUCUUGCCAUGGCUUGAGCUGAG
Raphanus sativus (radish) is the source of this 2589-nucleotide messenger RNA. Its product is annotated as UPF0481 protein At3g47200. Bases 1166 to 2428 code for a protein of 420 amino acids. The transcript is spliced from 4 exons. The record is from RefSeq and is a predicted model, not a curated record. Lineage: Eukaryota; Viridiplantae; Streptophyta; Magnoliopsida; Brassicales; Brassicaceae.